Molecule: messenger RNA, 537 nt
Organism: Vollenhovia emeryi
Lineage: Eukaryota; Metazoa; Arthropoda; Insecta; Hymenoptera; Formicidae
Gene: Pop5
Exons: 3
Coding region: 1-537 (178 amino acids)
Biological process (GO): tRNA 5'-leader removal
Cellular component (GO): ribonuclease P complex
Molecular function (GO): ribonuclease P RNA binding
Source: RefSeq, a predicted model, not a curated record
AUGGUCCGCUUCAAAAACAGAUACAUCGUCUUCACGAUACAGCCGCACGACGGCGGGGACGACAAGCAGGCGGCGUGGAAGAACACGCACGUGUCCAACGCGAUCAAACGGAAGGUGCAGCAGUUGUACGGCGACGUGGGCACCGCGGCGAUAAGGGACGGCUUCGACGCGAAAUAUUGCAACGCGCAAACGAAGAUCGCGAUAGUGAGGCUCAGGCACGGGCCUCACAAAUUCGCGCUGCACGCUAUUCCGCUGAUAAACGACGUGGGCGAGCGACGGGUGAGGACGAGGAUCCUCCACGUGGCAGCGACACUGAAACACUGUUUUCUCUUCGUCAGGGUAAGAGUACGACAUUCGUCCGUCUCGUGCCCGCGUUUAGUUGACGAGGAAAGGUUCACUCUGCCUUCUUCUCCUCUUCAGAAAUAUCAGGAACAAACGCUGGAACAAUUGUGGUCGAAACUACCGACGGAAGCAGAGAGGAGGCGGAUGGAGGUCGCGCUAAUGACCUUGACGCCCGCUACGAGGGACCUCACGUAA